GGGCCGCGGCGCGACGGCCCGGGGAGCGGAGCAGAGCCUGCGACCCACAAAGCCGCCGCUGCCGCCGCGAUGGUGCUGUGAGGCGACCGCCCGCGCUCGGUCCUACGCCGGCCCGCGACUAUGCCCGGCCGCGCCCGCCCUCCGCGCCCUCCCGCCGCAGGACCAUGAGGCCACGCUCGGGCGGGCGCCCAGGGGCCCCGGGCCGCCGCCGCCGUCGCCUCCGCCGCGGCCCCCGCGGUCGUCGCCUGCCGCCGCCGCCUCCGCUGCCGCUGCUUCUCGGACUGCUGCUGGCGGCCGCGGGGCCCGGCGCGGCGCGGGCCAAGGAGACGGCGUUCGUGGAGGUGGUGCUGUUCGAGUCGAGCCCGAGCGGCGACUACACCACCCACACCACCGGCCUCACGGGCCGCUUCUCGCGGGCCGGGGCCAUGCUCAGCGCCGAGGGCGAGAUCGUGCAGAUGCACCCACUGGGCCUGUGUAAUAACAAUGAUGAAGAGGACUUGUAUGAAUAUGGCUGGGUAGGAGUGGUGAAGCUCGAACAGCCAGAAUUGGACCCCAAACCAUGUCUCACUGUCUUGGGCAAGGCCAAGAGAGCAGUUCAGCGGGGAGCCACUGCAGUUAUCUUUGAUGUAUCUGAAAACCCAGAAGCCAUUGACCAGCUAAACCAAGGCUCAGAAGACCCUCUUAAGAGGCCAGUGGUAUAUGUGAAGGGUGCAGAUGCCAUCAAGCUGAUGAACAUUGUCAACAAGCAGAAAGUCGCUCGAGCAAGGAUCCAGCACCUCCCUCCUCGACAACCCACUGAGUACUUUGACAUGGGGAUUUUCCUGGCUUUCUUCGUCGUCGUCUCCCUGGUUUGCCUCAUUCUCCUUGUCAAAAUCAAGCUGAAGCAGCGUCGUAGUCAGAAUUCCAUGAACAGGUUGGCUGUGCAGGCUCUGGAGAAGAUGGAAACCAGAAAGUUCAACUCCAAAAGCAAGGGGCGCCGGGAAGGAAGCUGUGGGGCCCUGGAUACACUUAGCAGUGGCUCCACAUCUGACUGUGCUAUCUGUCUGGAGAAGUACAUUGAUGGAGAGGAACUUCGGGUCAUCCCCUGUACCCAUCGGUUCCACAGGAAGUGUGUGGAUCCAUGGCUGCUGCAGCACCACACUUGCCCCCACUGUCGGCACAACAUCAUAGAACAAAAGGGAAAUCCGGGUGCUGUUUGUGUUGAGACCAGCAACCUUACACGUGGUCGUCAGACAAGAGUGACCCUGCCAGUACAUUACCCAGGCCGUGUGCAUAGGACCAACGCCAUCCCAGCCUACCCUACCAGGACAAGUAUGGACUCCCAUGGCAAUCCUGUCACACUGCUGACCAUGGACCGGCAUGGGGAGCAGAACCUCUAUUCUCCACAGACCCCUACCUAUAUCCGUGGCUACCCAUCCCUGCACCUGGACCACACUCUGGCCCCUCACCACUGCAGCCUGGAACACCGGGCCUACUCACCAGCCCAUCCCUUCCGCAGGCCCAAGUUCAGUGGCCGCAGCUUCUCCAAGGCAGCUUGCUUCUCCCAGUAUGAGACCAUGUACCAACACUACUACUUCCAGGGUCUCAGCUAUCCAGAGCAGGAGGGCCAGCCUAUUCCCAGCCUUGCACCCAGGGGUCCAUCCCGUGCCUUCCCACCAAAUGGUGGCAGCAGCCUGCUCUUCCCCACUGUGGUGCACAUGGCCCCUCCCACCCACGUGGAGAGUGGCAGCUCUUCCAGCUUCAGCUGCUACCAUGGGCACCGUUCUGUGUGCAGUGGCUAUCUGGCAGACUGUCCUGGCAGUGAUAGCAGCAGUAACAGCUCUGGUCAGUGCCGCUGCUCUUCCAGUGACUCCAUGGUGGACUGUACCGAAGUCAGCAACCAGGGUGUGUAUGGGAGCUGUUCCACCUUCCGCAGCUCCCUCAGCAGUGACUAUGACCCCUUCAUCUACCGCAGCCGGGGGCCUGCUGUACAUCUUGAGGGCUCCCCACCACCAGAGGAGCUCCCAGCAGCACACAGUCAAGGUGCUGGGCGGGGUGAGCCUUGGCUAGGCCCUGCCUCUCCCUCAGGGGACCAGCUGUCCACCUGCAGCCUGGAGAUGAACUACAGCAGCAACUCCUCGCUGGAACCCAGAGGGCCCAACAGCUCUACCUCAGAAGUGGGGCUCGAGGUUUCUCCUGGGGCUGCUCUGGACCUCAGGAGGACCUGGAAAGGGGGUCCAGAGGGACCAUCUUGUGCUUGCUGCUUUGAUCCCCAGCCUUCUUCCCUGGGCCCUGGGACAGGAGCAGCUUCUGGUGGCAGCACCUUAUUCCUGGGUCCCCGGCUCCUUGAAGACUGCAACCCUGCAAGUGGGGAGCCACAACCAGGGAGUUCCCAAGGCCUGUAUGGCCUUCACUCAGACCAUUUUCCCAGGACAGAUGGGGUAAAAUAUGAGGGCCUGCCCUGCUGCUUCUAUGAAGAGAAGCAGGUGGCCCACAGUGCUGGCAGGGGCAAUGGCUGCUACACUGAAGACUAUUCGGUGAGUGUGCAAUACACACUCACUGAGGAACCCCCACCCAGCUGCUAUGCAGGAGCCCGGGAUCUGAGCCAGCGUAUCCCCAUUAUUCCAGAGGAUGUAGACUGUGACUUGGGCUUGCCUCAAGACUGUCAAGGGAUGCAUAGCCACAGCCCCUGGGGUGGGAUGCUGGGCUUGGACGUCCCCAGACUCCACUGGAGUCUAGGGACAACUCGGGAAGAGGAACAGGCUCCAUGCUACCAAGCUGAGGUGCCACUGCAGCCUGGCUGCUCUCCAGAGGAGGCGGAUGCUUCCAGGGCUAGCCUCUCCAGUGCUCCCCAGGACACUCAGGAGUCCCAUGCCCUGGCUGCUGAGGCUUCAGAAUGUUUCACAGCCAAUGGUGCAGAUUACAGGGGAACACAGAGCUGGACAGCACUGCAAGGCGGGAAGCCAUGUCUGUUCUGGAACGAGACAUUCCAGCAUCCAUACAACACACUGAAGUACCCCAGCGGGGAAGGUGGUUUGGGUGAGCAUAACUAUUGCAGAAAUCCAGAUGGAGACGUGAGCCCCUGGUGCUAUGUGGCGGAGCAUGAGGACGGCGUCUACUGGAAGUACUGCGAUAUUCCUGCCUGCCAGAUGCCUGGAAACCUUGGCUGCUACAAGGAUCAUGGAAACCCACCUCCUCUCACUGGCACCAGUAAAACGUCCAACAAGCUCACCAUACAGACCUGCAUCAGCUUUUGUCGGAGUCAGAGGUUCAAGUUUGCUGGCAUGGAGUCGGGCUACGCAUGCUUCUGCGGGAACAAUCCUGACUACUGGAAGCACGGGGAGGCAGCCAGCACUGAGUGCAAUAGUGUCUGCUUUGGGGACCACACGCAGCCCUGUGGUGGAGACGGCAGGAUUAUCCUCUUUGACACUCUCGUGGGCGCCUGCGGUGGGAACUACUCAGCCAUGGCAGCCGUGGUCUACUCUCCUGACUUCCCAGACACCUACGCCACUGGGAGGGUCUGCUACUGGACUAUCCGGGUCCCGGGAGCCUCUCACAUCCAUUUCAACUUCACCUUAUUUGAUAUCAGGGAUUCCGCAGACAUGGUGGAGCUACUGGAUGGCUACACCCACCGUGUCCUGGUCCGCUUCAAUGGAAGGAACCACCCACCUUUGUCCUUUAAUGUCUCUCUGGAUUUUGUCAUUUUGUAUUUCUUCUCUGAUCACAUCAAUCAGGCCCAGGGAUUUGCUGUCUUAUACCAAGCCACCAAGGAAGAACCACCACAGGAGAGGCCUCCAGUCAACCAGACACUGACAGAGGUGAUCACCGAACAAGCUAACCUCAGCGUCAGUGCUGCCCACUCUUCUAAAGUCCUCUAUGUCAUCACCACCAGCCCCAGCCACCCACCGCAGACUGUCCCAGGUAGCCAUUCCUGGGCACCAUCAGUUGGGGCCAGCAGCCACAGAGUGGAAGGAUGGACCGUGUAUGGCCUGGCAACCCUCCUCAUCCUCACAGUCACUGCCGUCGUUGCCAAGAUCCUUCUGCAUGUCACAUUUAAGUCUCAUCGUGUUCCUGCUUCGGGAGACCUUAGGGACUGUCGUCAAUCAGGGGCUUCUGGGGAGAUCUGGACCAUUUUCUAUGAACCUUCCACUACAAUCUCCAUCUUUAAGAAGAAGCUCAAGGGCCAGAGCCAACAAGAUGACCGGAACCCCCUCGUGAGUGACUGAAGCCACACCGCACCGAGACAGGAGGCUGCUCCUGAGCUGAAGGUUGCUGGGGUCCUGCUGCAGGGGCGCUGUGGCUGGAUUCCUCCAUCACAUGCACUUAGGCUGGACACUCUGAGCUCGGCCCCUGGCCUGCAGCUCUGCCAAGACUGGGGCUGAGUUGACAGGACACAGCUGGACCUGAUUCUAGACGACUGUUGGGUGGUGGGUAGUUUAAUGUGUGAUGCGUUUUUAUUUUCUAUUUUGACCGUGUAUGGAUCAGUUUCCCCUGAUCUUUACAGUUUGGAACAGAGCCAGACUGAAGAAAUUCUCGGGUUUUCUUGAAGGCUGGCCUGGUUCCCUGCCAAAUGUGGUCUUCCAGCUGUUAGCACCUCAGAGUGCACAGAGGCCCAGUGCCCUGUUCCAGGCCUGCAGUGUUCUCUCUGAUGCCGACUAAGAUGUGCCUCAUCUAGUCUGAGGGGACUGAGAACAGGGUCACACUAGAUGUCUUCUUUCUAGAGGGUAUUUAACAAUACUUACUGGCCUGCAGGGCUAACCUGGGGAUUGAGCACAAAAUAAUCCACCUGUUUGUCCAUGGGUGACACGGUAAACUGCUUGUGUACUAGACGUACCUAGCCUGGCCCCCGAGCAGUUCACAGGUCUGUGGAAUCUGAACUCAGCCUGUCCCUCUGUCCUCUCAGCUAACUUCGAGUUCAGAACCAGGAGUUUAAAGGGCUGUAGCAUAGUUGUAGGGGCUGUAGCUCAGAGGUGGAGAGCUUGCCUUGCAUACAUGAGGCCCUAAGGUCAAUGCCAAUACUGCCCAAAAAAGAAAAAAAAAACAAACUGUAGCAUAGCCUGUGGGCAGCAUCCUGUGACGAGACAGAGACCUGUGGAUCCUACAUGAGGUGUCUGCCAUUUUAAAAGAAGACCACAACUACCAAGAGCUAUGUCCUUUGUCCCUUAUCAGGGGGACAGAGUAGUUAGGGUAAGGGCUCUUGUCUUGCCCCGUCACUCUGUCCCUUAGACAGGGAGGCAGACUACAGAAGCUGGCAAAAGGAAAGGCAGGGCCUGGGAACUGGAGAUCUUUCCAGGAGAGGCUGAAAGAUUUAGAGCCCCAGUUACAGUGGGCGCCAGUUGAGAGAGGAAGGGCCACUCCUGAUGGAGAAGCCCUGUCUGGAAGUGACCUUGGUCAGCGUAGCUGAGAGGAACAACCUGUGCCCUGAAGGGGACCCUGGUCGCUCUCUUGUCAGCACUUGAGCUUUGGAGCUAUGGGCCUCUGGUCUCCUGGAGCACUACUUAACCUCUCCUGUGUCUCUAAGCCGCUGCCAUUGAGGCCUCUUGUAGGGUUGGCCAGCCCGUCAGUAACUGGCUGCUCCCAGGACAGAGGACUAUAUGGGACCAUGGGGGAGCAUCCUCAGGGAGAGGCAGUGGCCAGAGCUGAUGGGUAGACAGGCAACUGGAAGAGGAAACUGUGUCUCUACAGUGGGCCAGGGGUGCUGUCCAGCUCCCAUGGGAGGCCUGCAGGGUACAGAGCUGCUGGGGGUCAUCUGGAAAAGCGACAGGUGCCUCAGUCUGAAGACAGGCUCACCACGCACAAGGACCUCUGGAAAUAGACUGACAGGAGCAGGUUCCAGGCCAGGCUGUUUAUAACGUGUGUGGGAGCCUCAGAAAGCAAGUGUUGAGUCACAGAGCACCAUGUGGACUCUCCAGGGAAGGCUCAGCUAGCCAGGACAUUUGUCUAGCUUUGCUCACUGGCACCACCGCUCACCUGCUUCUCCACAUCGCAGACUCAGGAAGGAGGAAGCUGCCCCGGUGGUGGCAGCUACAGCUCAGCUGCCCUUCAUUGCUGUCCUCAGGAAGGGCAGUGGACGUGCCCACACUCCUCUUGCAGCUGGCCCGGGCACAACCCAGCACCCCAGUAUGCACUUCCUUUUGGGGACCAGCCCCAGGAAACACAAGUCCACCUUACGAUAGCAUGGGGCAGUGGGAAGCUGUAAAUCGCCAGGCCAGGCCCCCAGCAAUGACAGCACACUGUGAGCCUGUCAGCGGCUUGUGUACCAGUUGGGGUACACACGGAGAGGUGGACAGCCCGAGGCUGAGCGUGCUGGGGGAGGGGUGUUUGAGUCGAGGUGGGUGGACAUUGCCUGAGGAGAAGAGAUGCACAAAAGACUGCAGAGACCCUCAGAGACCUUAGGUGCAGGCACAGGUAGACACCACGGGUCCUACUGCUUGAAAAGUAAAGACAGAGUAGGGAGAAGCCUGUGUCUUCCCCACGUCAGACAGGAUGGGACUGCGGCUGCCUGGGGUGGGCAACGUGACCAGACCUCUGACUUCCCGAACUGUGAGCCCCUGCUGCAGAUUCCUCAGCCAAAAGCUCUCAAAGAUCAAAGCUCUGGCAGGUACCGCUGUCCUGACCCUGAGCCAGCCCAUGGGAUGUGCCUGGGCCAGGUGCCAGCCCACGUCCCAAUGUCAGCCCAGGCAGGACCCCACCUGACCCUCCUCAGCCACUGGCCUGAUACCAGCAGGGCUUGCCCAGCUGCUGCCAGCGUGGGAACAGUCCCCAAUUAACCUUCAAGAGCACUUAGAAGCAGAUGGCCUCCCAACUCUGCCGGCCUAUCUGCAGGGCCCACAUUGGGCCUCCUAGGCCAGCUCCUCACUCCACAGCCCUCCGUGGUUCUCUCUGGGGCUCCUCUGGGGGUUGGAAUCUCCUGUCUGGAGUUUGAUGUCCACUUUGGGUGCUGCCUUGGGUACCUCUGUCCUCACCCUCCCCCCAGGCCGCUCUCAGCCUAGCUGCUUUGGUAUGAGGUGGGGGACUUGUCAGACCACCAGCCACCCGCGUCGGCCAGCAGAGCCAUGUUGGAACUGAGCGCACUGGCUGAGGCUGAGUGGGCAGAGGGACAGCAGGAGGUGAUUCUCCCCUCAGAGGGAAGUAUACAAGGAAUCCUUUCUUGCCAACACAGGGAGCUGCCAUCUCUGCCACCCUCAUGGCACCAAGACCUUCCCCUUUCCAACCUCUCCCUCCAGCAGGGAUCUGACUUUGGACAACAAGGCUUUAUUUGUAAAUAUGCUCUUAAUAUACAACGUUGAGAACAGAACAGAAACAUCGUGUAUUUUAAAGUAUAAAAUGAAGUGUGACACACUGUAUACAAUUUAAUAUAUAUUUUUAGGAUUUUGUUAUUUAAGAAAAUGGAAUGUGAUGGUACUUAACUUUUACAAAAGAGAGAAAAAUGUUAUUUUUACUGUUUGAAGAAAAUAAAUAUUCUCAUUGUUGUAGAAACA
This is a messenger RNA of Chionomys nivalis (European snow vole), 7460 nucleotides long. Its product is annotated as kremen protein 1. Gene Ontology annotation, molecular function: frizzled binding; ubiquitin protein ligase activity. The transcript has 16 exons. Gene Ontology annotation, cellular component: plasma membrane. Lineage: Eukaryota; Metazoa; Chordata; Mammalia; Rodentia; Cricetidae. The record is from RefSeq and is a predicted model, not a curated record. Gene Ontology annotation, biological process: negative regulation of canonical Wnt signaling pathway; multicellular organism development; Wnt signaling pathway. Bases 165 to 4205 code for a protein of 1346 amino acids.